CCCAAAAUAGGAGUUUGAAUUCCUAUUGUACCCCUUCCCAUUUAUGGUUUUCUUUUCUUUCGUUCUGUCAUACGUAUUCCAUCCCUACUCCUCAUCCCAUAUCUCCUCUCUCCUUCCCAUUCCUAUUCUUGUCAUGCCAUGUAUUUUUUCCUUUUCCCUUCACUAAUUCACUUUGGGAAGACCUUCAACUAUCCUGUGGGAUUCGAAGAUGCUUGAACAGAUCUAAAAUUCUUCAUACAUCGGGUGGAUUUGAAGACGCAAUGUAUAAAUCUAUAGAUCUCCCUUCUGUAGAUCUAAAAAAAUCAUUCAUCUUAUGGAAUUUAGAGGCAGCACAAGAGACGACGUUUCUCCCCACCUCCGGCCAACGUUCUUAUUUUAGAGGCAAUGGACGGCGAUUCAGAGGCAGUGCCUCAAUGGAUGGCCGACCCGCAAAUUUCAAUGAUGGUGUCCAAUUGAAAGGCAUGUUUUCUUCCACUUCUGUUUUCUUCUAUUUUUUUAUAUUCUCCAUUAAUUGUUUUAUUUACUUUGGAAAUUUUGGAUUUUAAAACUUCAAUGGCAUGUGAUUGAAAAAAAAAUUAGAUUUAGUUUUUAAAUCUCUAAAUUUAUUUACUUUGCAUCUGAAAAUCCCACUUUAAUGAAAUUACAAUUUUUAUAAUGCCAUAUUUUUUGAGCUAUUUGAUAAAUAAUUCCAUUUUACAUGUAAAAGAUUGCACCCACUAUAUCAACUUGGACUUGGCUCUUUUGCCUCUGAAUGACCACUGAUCGAAACAGUUUGGAAUUGGUUUUAAAAAUUUAAAAAUUAAUCAAUUUGCAUAUGAAAAUACAACUUUUGUGAAAUUACAUUUUUUAUAAUGCCAUAUUGCUAUGUUCUACGAAAUUUUUGGCAAAUAAUGUCAUAUACAUGUACAAAGAUGGCAUUCACUUUAAUAAGUUGAAACUUUGUGUCAUGUUUUACACCUACAAAUGUCAUGUUUUUAUACGAUAAUGUCAUUUUUAUUUUAACUUGGCAAUACAUAUUCAUAGUUCAACACCUUUAUGAAGAAGACAAUCUAGCUAGCUAGAGGUCGGAAAUUGAAUCGCGAGAUGAGGAGGCAGAUGCUUUUAAAGAGUUGGCUGUGGCGGUGGAGGAGAUGGCGGUGGUACGGGAUGACAUGGUUGUGAUGGAAGACAUGGCAGAUCUAGAGUUGGAAUCGCCAGAGUCAAGCGGUGGGGAAGCAGAUUGGCGACGCAACAACACUAGAUGACAUUGGUGACGGUCUGUGGUGGUGCCGCUGGAGAGAACGGAGACGGCCGGUGGCGGUGCCGCCGGCGAUGAUGGAGUCCGGCACCAGAUCUGAUUUGGUCAUACGACUGCAUCUCUGUAAAUUUAAUUUUGUUUUUCUUUUUUCUUUUUUGCUUUAUCAUACAGAAUACAAAUGGCACCAGAUUUUUAAAUUUAAUUUAAUUUCUGGUGCCGCCGACGAUGAUGGAGUCCGGCACCAGAGUCAAGAGGUGACAUUUAUAAUUAUUCGGACAACUCAGGGGUGAAAUUUAGAAAACCCGAAACACGGGUUUGGGAUUUCAAUAUGGUGGAUAAUUGAGGGGUCAAAUGUGCGAUUUUCCCUUAUUUAUAUAUAUUGAAGAUAUGGAUCACUCAAAUGAUAAAAAGCUAUGUCUGAUAGACAGCGCCACAACGCAC
Messenger RNA from Cuscuta europaea, 1678 nucleotides. NCBI's taxonomy places the organism in Eukaryota, Viridiplantae, Streptophyta, Magnoliopsida, Solanales, Convolvulaceae. The record is from the annotation of a GenBank genome assembly.